AGGUCCACUGCAAGUUUCAGGAAGAGUUCAACACCUGAGCUGUGUGAUUCACAGCAAAGUACGUGAGGUGAAGCACCGCACCGCUCGAGGUCAAAAAGGAAAACAUGAGCUUUAAUUCUCUCUCUGAGGAGCAGUUCAGUUGCUCCAUCUGUCUGGAGAUAUUUGUGGAGCCCGUCUCCACACCAUGCGGCCACAGCUUUUGCAAGGCCUGUCUACAGGGCUAUUGGAACCACAGCAAGAAGUUCCUGUGCCCAAUGUGCAAGAAGAGCUACUCUAGAAAGCCUGAGAUGAGCGUCAACAGGGUCCUGGCUGAAAUAUCCUCCCAGUUUCAGGGGCUGACGGUGGCUAAAGGCACCGCCUCUCAGGGAUCCAGAUGGAAUUUGAGCUCAGAUACGGGCCAGAGCAGCUCGCCAGUGAAGGAUACCGGAGAGUUUGCCCAGCCUGGGGAUGUUCCUUGUGAUGCUUGUAUUGGAAGGAAGUUAAAGGCGCGGAAAUCUUGUGUGAACUGCCCUGGGUCUUUCUGUGAGUCCCAUCUCAGGCAUCAUAAGAAGGUCAAGACACUGACAUCUCAUCGUCUGAUUGAACCAACUUUCCACCUGGAAGACAAAAUCUGUAAGAAACACGAACGUCUCCUGGAUGUCUACUGCCGGAGCGACCACAUAUGCAUCUGCUCUGCCUGUGCCGAUGCUACACACAAAUCCCAUGAGACUGUCUCCAUUGACCAUGAAUUUAAGAAGAAGAUGGGUAACGUGGGAAAGAAGAGAUCAGAGCUGAAACAUCUGAUCAAGGAGAGAGCCAAGAAACUUGACGAGAUCAAACAGUCCAUCAAGGUCAUAAAGGCCAGUGCUCAGAAGGAGUUGGAGGAAAGCUGGCAGGUGUACGCAGAGCUGCAGCGUCUGGUGGAGCAGAGUCAGGCGGAGCUGGUUGAGCUGAUAGCCACGAGGCAACGUGAGGCGGAGCGUCACGCCCAGGAAAUGGCCAGGGGUUUGGAGAAUGAACUCAGCCAACUGAGGAGGAGGAGCAAUGAGCUAGAAGCCCAUGCACAGACACACGACAAAGUGCUUUUCCUUCAGAACCUGACGUCACUGUCACCCCCACCCGAGCCCACUGAUUGGUCAGCAGUCAGCAUCAAUACUGACCUUUAUCUGGGAACCAUCCGGUCUUCGGUCAGCGGCCUCAUUGAUAAGUUCCAGGAUGAGCUUAAAAGAAUAUACGGGAAAGAGCUCCGGAAGGUGCAGAACUACGCAACUGAGGUGAUUCUGGACCCUGCCACAGCCCAGAGGAACCUGACUGUGUCUGAUGAUGGUCAGCAGGUGAGAUAUGAAGAGCGCAAGUCCACUCACUCUGAGGGUCCAAAGCGCUUCAGCCCGGCCCUCUUUGUCUUGGGCCGGGAGGGGAUCAGCACGGGGCGACACUACUGGGAGGUGGAUGUGUCGCGAAAGACGGCCUGGACGCUCGGCGUAGUCCGCGCUUCUGCCCGACGCAAGGGUGAGAUCAAGCUGAGUCCCGAGGGUGGAUACUGGUGCCUGUGGCUGAAGAACGGGGAGGUGAAAGCGCUGGCGUCGGCCCGCUUGCCUCUAAUGCUGCCUUCCCAACCCAGUAAAGUCGGAAUCUUUCUGGAUUACGAAGGAGGCCAGAUUUCUUUCUAUGAUGUGAAGGCUCGUCUGCAUCUCUACAGUUUUAGCGAUAGCUUCAGUGAGAACCUGUACCCGAUCUUCAGCCCCUGUCUCACCCAGGAGGGGAAGAAUAACGCCCCGCUCAUCAUAACCCAUGUUAAACACAGCAGCUGCUCUCUGCGACCUCGAUAUCACAGCAGGUUUGAUGACCCAUUCAAAGGCUGGUUGCUUGCACUGAAAAUGACCCUGCCUCUCCGCCGUGCAGGAAUGGCCACCACUGGGAACCUUUCAGAAGAGCAGGUGCACUGCUCCAUCUGUCUGGACGUCUUCACCAACCCCGUGUCCAUCCCCUGCGGACACAACUUCUGCCAGAGCUGCAUCCUGGGAUACUGGAAAAGCAGUCCUUUGUAUCAGUGUCCCAUGUGCAAGAAGUCCUUCUACAAAAGGCCCGAUAUUAGCGUCAACACCGUCUUGAGGGAAAUCGCAGAGCAGUUCAAGGAGAUUAGGAUUAAAAGCAUGGAAGGGAAGGGGAGCAAGGAAGAGGGAGAGGGGAAGGAAAGGAAGUGGACAAUAGAAAGGAGGAAAAGGGAGGAUGAGGAGAGGCUUUUGGAGAAAGACCAGAAAGAGCAGCUUUUGGAGGAGCUGAAGCUGAAGCAAGAGGAGAAGAGAAAGAAAGAGGGAGUGAAGGAGAAACAAGGAGAGAAGAGGCCACAGCAAGAAGACUUACCACCUUUAAUCCCUCCGGUCUCACCUCCGAAGACCUCUCCUCCACUGGCACACCAAGCCACAGCACAAGAGCCACCACCUCCAUUUCCCCAAACAUCACCCCCACCCCCACCUCAAAUCUCUGCUUCUCAACUUCCUCAAACUUUACCAUCUCCUCCUUUCUCUUCGCUCCCAUCUCCAUCUUGGGAGGAAGUCCUGUGUGACGUUUGCCUCGGGGAAGGUAGGCCGAAGGCAGUCAAAUCCUGCCUGGUGUGUCUAACUUCCUACUGCGAGGAGCAUCUGAAAUGUCACUCGGCCCGCUUCACUAAGCACAAGCUGAUGGAGCCCGUUGCCAACAUGGAGGACAGGAUGUGUCCAAAGCACGAGAGGCUCCUGGAGCUGUUCUGUAAGAAGGAUCAGAUGUGCGUGUGCGUCCUCUGCACCGAGACGGACCACAGGGCGCACUACACCGUCCCUGUGGAGAGAGAAUGGACAGAGAAAAAGGCGCAGCUUAAGAGGACAGGAAUAGACGUCCAGCAGAUGAUCCAGGACAGAGUGAAAAAGGUGGAGGAGAUCAAACACUCUGUGGAGCUCAAUAAAGCCAGCGCUCAAAGAGAGAUCGAGGAAAGCAUGCAGGUCUUCUCAGAGCUGGUGCGCUCCAUCCAGAAAACUCAGGCCGAGCUGGUUUUGGUCAUCGAGGAGAAGCAGAGGCAGAUGGAGAGGUGGGCUCAAGGCCUCAUUGCUGAACUGGAACAGGAAAUCACUGAGCUGAAGCGGAGGAACGCAGAGUUGGAAACUGUUGCUCGGACUGACCACAUUCAUUUCUUAAAGAGCUUCCCAGCCCUCAGCACUCCACCAUCUGUUAAAGACUGGUCUGAGACCAGUGUUCCCACUGACACAUGUAUUGGGAUGAUCAGAAGAUCAGUGUCCAAACUAGAGGCGACGUUGACUGAAAUGAUUGACAAACUGUCUGACAGUGAGAUCAAAAAAGUUCUGAACUAUACAGUGGAUGUCACUCUUGACCCUGACACAGCCAACCCGUGGCUGCAGCUCUCUCAGGAUAGACAUCAGGUGAGACACCUGGGCGCCUGGCAGGACCUCCCGGACCACCCUGAUCGUUUCGACACGGUGGUUAUAGUAUUGGCCCGUGAGGGCUUCACUUCUGGAAGACACUAUUGGGAGGUCCAGGUGGGGGAAAAGGAUGACUGGUACCUAGGUGUGGCGAGGUCAUCUGUUAACAGAAAGGGCAGGAUCUCUGUAAGCACCACCCAAGGCUAUUGGGCUCUGGCCAUGAAGAAAGGCCAGGGAUACAGAGUGUCAACAUCCCCACCGUCACUGCUCUCCCUCGACCCUAAGCCCAAGAGAGUGGGCGUGUAUGUGGACUAUGAAGAAGGCCAAGUGUCGUUUUAUGAUGUGAGAGCACGGACCCAUAUUUACACCUUUGAGGAUACCUUCACUGAAAAAAUUCUUCCAUUUUUCUACCUGUACUGCUGUGACAAAGCCUCUGACACCAUCAUCAUCUGUCCUGUGAAUGAGAAACAUCUGAUCAAGCAAAGCUAAGGACAUAAAAACAAAAGUUGUUGUAGCUAUACCUGAUUUAAUUACAUGUGAACUGUAGCUAAAUAUGUUAAUUAUACAUCUUGUGAAUUUGUAGCCAACAUGCUACAAAACCUCAAAUGACGUUCUGGUAAAAAGAAACAGUGUUGACAUUAUUGCAGAAGGUCUCAUAAGAUUUGUAUUUCAAGAUUGUUUGCAUAUUAAAUACAUUGUCAUUUGAUUAGCAUUAAAAACUGGGUGUGCAGGAAGACAAAUCAUAACAAUAGAGUAAUUUUAUUUUGUGAGUAAGUGCAAUUAUUUUCUUGCCGAACAUUUAAUGGAAAACUAGUUACUACAUUAAUGAAAGCAUGGUAGAAGCAGAUCUUGAUCUUGAUCAGCUAACUAAGUUCAGUUAGCUGUUUCUGUAAAGAUUGCAGCAAAAUGUUUAGAAGUCCCAAAAUCUACUGACAGGAGGUCUUUUGCUCAACAGUAUGUUACACCUCAGAAGUUUUAUGUAUGUUUCUGGGUUUACUUUAGCAGGACUGGAAGCAUUGGUAAAUGGCCUGUAUUUGUAUAGCGCUUUACUUAGUCCCUAAGGACCCCAAAGCGCUUUACA
Messenger RNA from Oreochromis niloticus (Nile tilapia), 4473 nucleotides. It is a transcript of the gene btr12, whose product is annotated as bloodthirsty-related gene family, member 12. The transcript has 15 exons. NCBI's taxonomy places the organism in Eukaryota, Metazoa, Chordata, Actinopteri, Cichliformes, Cichlidae. The coding region runs from base 105 to 3881 and encodes 1258 amino acids. The record is from RefSeq and is a predicted model, not a curated record. Gene Ontology annotation, molecular function: protein binding; zinc ion binding.